AUGGCUUUGGCGCGAACUUUUAAACUUAAUACAGACGCGUUGAUUCCUGCUAUUGGUUUGGGAGUACCAGCGCUAUCAGUGAUUUCAAGGGAUUCUAAAGACUCGUUUUAUAAAGGCUCGGUUUAUCCUUUGCAAUACAAAGUAAAAAAAUUUUUAAACCUUGGAUUUCGUCAUAUUGACACCUCACAUUAUGUAAAUUUCACGAAUACAAACGAUGGUCCUAUGGGAGGGGGAGUCCGCUCGUCAAAAGUUAAACGCGAAGAUAUUUUUAUAACGCAAAAGUUAUGGAAUAAUCAACAUCUUCCAGAACAAGUAACGAAAUCUUGUGAAGCCUCAUUGGGGCGUAGUAAAUUGCGUUACUAUGAUUUAUACUUGAUGCACUGGCCUAUAGCACUCAAAGAUGCAACAAGAGUAAAGACCUCAGAAACCGACAAAGCUUCGGAAGCUAAAGAGACAAAGACGUCGGAGGCCAAAGUAACAGAGACUUUGGAAGCCAAAAAUAAUCCAGAGAACCCUGAUAAGAAAUCCAAAGCUCCAGCUGAAAUAGAUGACUCUAUUGAUUUCGUAGAUACUUAUCUCGCAAUGGAAUCGUUGGUGAGGUCAGGACAAGUCAAAGCUAUUGGUGUUGCAAAUUUUGGGAUAAAACGAUUGGAAAAGUUGUUGAAAAAGGCGAAAAUACCACCUGCUGUAAAUCAAGUUGAAAUGCAUCCAUAUCUUCCUCAAAACGAGCUCUUGGAAUUCUGCAAAUCACAUAACAUUCAUGUAACAUCAUCUUUACCUUUUGGUAUUGGCAAGUCAUCAUUAAGAUCCGAUGAGAUCAUCACGAAAAUCGCAGAAAAAAACAAAAAAAGCAAAUUUCAAGUUCUCGCCGCAUGGGCUGUACAACGUGGCACUUCAAUUAUCACGGAUGGAGCAUUAGAUAUUAUUGCGGAAAAAGUUUUUCAAGAUUAUGUGCUUCCCGAGGAAGAUUUCCAACAGAUAAAUGAGUUGAGUGAAACGAAAAACGUAAGAUAUAUCACUCGUAAGGGUUGGAACUUCGAAUGGGAUUAG
Molecule: messenger RNA, 1050 nt
Organism: Ambispora leptoticha
Lineage: Eukaryota; Fungi; Glomeromycota; Glomeromycetes; Archaeosporales; Ambisporaceae
Source: the annotation of a GenBank genome assembly